Molecule: messenger RNA, 1734 nt
Organism: Nematolebias whitei (Rio pearlfish)
Lineage: Eukaryota; Metazoa; Chordata; Actinopteri; Cyprinodontiformes; Rivulidae
Product: inactive ubiquitin carboxyl-terminal hydrolase 54
Source: RefSeq, a predicted model, not a curated record
GUGUAAGAAGAAUAACGUCUGGAAGUGGGCGGUCCAAAACACCAACAGCUGAGAUUGAAAAAUAUGCCUACAGAACUCCUGUUACACCUCUGCAAAAGCAGCUGCUGCCGACUGAAGACGAAAGCUACAGCGCAGAAAACCUGCGGCGUCUCGCUCACAGUCUGAGUGGAACCGUCAUCGGGCUGAGACCACUGAACCCCCCACACUCUUGUGACCCCUCCCUGUCUAGAGCCCCCAUCAGACACUCAGACCUUCACUCCUCCUCACUCCCCCUGCGUCACCAAAGUACCUCCUCCUCCUUCACAAAAGAUCACUCCUUCCCCCACCCCCGACACCACGGCCCCCCAGCUCCACUGCACCCACACUUGCAGCCAUCACGGCCCCCCAGCUUGGGGCCCUCAACCUGGGGACGCUCAGGACCUCCAUGCCCCCCCCAGCAGCAGUUUCUGGUUGUGUCUGAUAGGGGUCAGACCGCCUCAGGUCUCCGCAGUGUUGCCCUGAAUUACGGCACUCUUCCUAGAGCUCCUUGCCGCACCCUGCCUCCCUCUGGAACCUCCUCCCUCCCCAGACCCAGAACUGGUCCUGCCACCCUGCCUGGUCCACAGAAUGUCUACGCCACCCAUGGCCCCCCUCACCACUCUAUAAACACCUCCAGCACCAACGGGCACCAUCAGGAAGUACGUCUGUCUAGUAGAGUCAAUGGAGGGGCAGCGGAGCACUCCCGAGUGUCGGGGGACACUGUCCAGCCACGCCGCCUGGACGUCCCUCCUGAGACCGACUGGCGCCAUGAUGCUGCCGUCAGGGUGGGUCAGUCCAGGUGUGCUCCGCGUCAGCAGCCACUCCAGCAAACUAACAGAGGCCCUUACAGAGCCACUCAGCUCUGCUCGCUCUGCCUGCAGCUUCCCGUUGAGCCGUCCUGUCCGUACUGCCCGUCCUGCAGAGCUCACGUGGCCCGGAUCCGUCUGAGCAGCAAACGGUGACAUUUGUUCAGCUGCAGCGAUGACUGUGGUGAUCUACACUGAAACCAGAGCGAUGACGGUGGUGAUCUACACUGAAACCAGAGCGAUGACUGUGGUGAUCUACUCUGAAACCAGAGCGAUGACUGUGGUGAUCUACACUGAAACCAGAGGAGUUUUACCGCCUUCCCUCCUCUAAUAUCAGCCGGUCCAACAUAACACACAGAACACGUCUUUGAACGUUUGCUACUUCAAAGCACAUUCAGAUUUCUUCUGAAGCUAAAACUGAUCACAGAGCAGCUGAUGAAAAGGAGCAGAUUACAGAGCAGUUGAUGAAGAGGAGCAGAUUACAGAGCAGCUGAUGAAGAGGAACAUAUUACAGAGAAGCUGAUGAGGAGGAACAGAUUACAGAGCAACUGAUGAGGAACAGAUUACAGAGCAACUGAUGAGGAAGAACCGAUUACAGAGCAACUGAUGAGGAGGAACAGAUUACAGAGCAACUGAUGAGGAAGAACAGAUUACAGAGCAACUGAUGAGGAGGAACCGAUUACAGAGCAACUGAUGAGGAGGAACAGAUUACAGAGCAACUGAUGAGGAAGAACCGAUUACAGAGCAACUGAUGAGGAGGAACAGAUUACAGAGCAGCUGAUGAGGAGGAACAGAUUACAGAGCAGCUGAUGAGGAGGAACAGAUUACAGAGCAACUGAUGAGGAAGAACAGAUUACAGAGCAGCUGAUGAGGAAGAACAGAUUACAGAGCAGCUGAUGAGGAGGCUCAG